Chilo suppressalis (striped riceborer) is the source of this 9072-nucleotide messenger RNA. Lineage: Eukaryota; Metazoa; Arthropoda; Insecta; Lepidoptera; Crambidae. The record is from the annotation of a GenBank genome assembly.
UGUCAAUCGAGUGUUGUGUGAUAAUAAAACUGUUCGCGAGUGAAAACCUCUUUGCAAGGCAACUCAGCAAAAUGGUGUUCAAUUUCAAAGUGUUCAAAAAGUGCGCACCUAAUGGAAAAAUUACCUUGUACAUGCCGAAGCGCGAUUUUGUCGACCACAUAUCUUACGUGGAGCCAAUAGAUGGCGUAGUGUUGCUCGAUGAGGAAUACGUGCGCGGACGCAAGGUGUUCGGCCAAGUGGUGUGCACUUUCCGUUAUGGACGCGAAGAAGACGAGGUCAUGGGGUUGAACUUUUACAAGGAGCUGUUCCUGGCCUCAGAACAGAUCUAUCCACCCCCCGAGAAGAGAAACUAUGAUUUGUCACGCACUCAGGAGAGACUGCUUAAGAAGUUGGGUGAGUCAGCGGUGGCAUUCCGUCUGACCGUGCCUGCCGGGGCACCCGGCUCUGUCACCCUGCAGCCCGGCCUUGAGGACGAGGGUGAACCCUGCGGUGUCCACUACUAUGUUAAACUCUUCGUUGGAGAUUCCGAAAUCGAUCGUUCGCACAGAAGGAGUACAGUAGCAUUGGGUAUUCGUAAAGUGCAGUACGCGCCGGCGAAGGUUGGUCCCCAGCCGUGCACCGUGGUGCGCAAGGACUUCGUGUUGUCGCCUGGCCAAUUGGAGCUUGAACUUACGCUCGACAAGCAGUUGUACAUGCACGGUGAAACCCUGGCUGUGAACAUGUGCAUACGUAAUCACAGCAACAAGGUGGUGAAGAAGAUCAAGGCGAGCGUUCAGCAGAAUGUGGACGUGGUGCUCUUCCAGAACGGACAGUACCGCAACGUGGUUGCCUGCAUCGAGACACAGGAUGGAUGCCCAUUGCAGCCUGGCUCCAGCUUGCAGAAGGUGCUGCACCUGACGCCCAGCAUUGACCAGAACCGUGACAAGCGCGGCAUUGCCCUGGACGGCCAACUCAAGCGAUCCGACACUACACUCGCCUCCACCACCCUGUUGCUGGAUCCAGAGCAGCGUGAUGCUUUCGGUAUCGUGGUGAGCUACAGCGCCAAGGUCAAACUGUACCUAGGAGCUUUAAGUGGAGAGCUGGUAGCUGAGCUACCAUUUAUACUCAUGCAUCCUAAGGAAGGUCGGGCAAAAGUGAUCCACGCUGACAGCCAAGCCGACGUGGAAAUGUUCCGUCAAGACACUGUCCAUCACCAGGAGAGCGUGGAGGUGUACUAACUGCAUGGAAAGCAUACUUUAUAAUAUACCAUAUUAUGGUGUUGAUUGUUUCUCUUAAUAAUCAUUAUAUUUAAGAUCUAUAUAUAAGAAACACUCAAUAGAUCUAAUUCUACAAAAUCUAAGCCGUGCAAAAGGGUUUCAUAAAUAGUUGGGGGGUAAGCUGAAAAAAAAGGUUAAAGCUCUUACUUACAUGGCGUUAGAGUCUGUGCGGAAAGAGAAUGGGAUUUAGAUUGAAGGGCGCUGUAGUGCUUUUCUACCGUAUUUGUAAGGUUUUACCCCUUUAAGACAUAAGUAAAUACAAAAAACAACAAAUCCGUAUCAAUACAAAACUUUGACGUUUUACAGAUUUCUGGGUUUGAUUGCCACAUAAAAAUCUUAAUGUUAGUUCCGUUUUUCGCCACGCCCAUUCUCUUUUCGCAAAGACUAUAUGUUUAUUAGUGUAUGAUGAAAAAAAAACUUAUCUUCUUUUCAAAUUCAGAAAUAGACUUUGUGCAAUGAUGAUUGUAUAAAAUUUUUUUUGAAUCCUGUUUUUUUUUUAAUUUAUUUUAUAUUAUGUUUUAAAAAUACAUUAGAUGUAACAUAUAUUUUUACUAGCAGACCUAGCAAACUUCGUAUCGUCAUAGAAAUAGGGGUUGGUGGUAGAAAGGUGAAAAUUUAGGGAUUAGGGCUGUAUAAUAUUUUUAUGGCGAAUCAUAAAAUAAAACAAAAUUUUGACCAAAAAAAAAACAUUUUUGGCGUCGAACAUUUAUCACUUAGCCAUAUAAAAAAUAGUUAAUGUCUUAUUCUCAGACCUACUGAAUAAACAUACAAAAUUUCAUAAGAAUCAGUCAGGCCACUUUGGAGAAGUUUUGUUACAAACCCUGUGACACGAGAAUUUUAUUUAAUACUUAGAUGAAUUAAAAGUUUUGGUAUUGCCAAUAAUUAACAAUCGUUCCCUUCCGUUUUAGUUAAUUUGUAUAGCUGUUAGUAAAUGUUAUAACAUAAUAAAGGUUUAUAAUAUAUUUUAAUUAUAUUAUGGUUUCGACCCUGGCUUGAUUCUCGAAAUCUAAAAUUAAAUUAGACCACAGUAUAUCCUUGUCAAUCUCUAUACAGAAUGAAAAGGAGAGACAGAUGUUAAAUAAAGUUUUAAAUUUAAAGAAUCAUGCUAGAAUAGAACAUAAAAUAAAAUAGAAAAAAAUGUAUUAAUAUUAAAUGUUAUUAUGGCUGAUAGAUCUUACAUUUUUAUAAAUUUAUCAUAUUUUUCAAAUAAUAAAUCAUAUGCUCAUGUUAGAAAUAUAAAUGGACUCAUUUUAUUAAGUACCAUACUUCUCUUCCUACACCAAUUCAAUACCUUUUGCACGAACCAAUAUCGAAUUCGUAACGUUUGCGAGUCCGAAAUGUCAUUAUCAAAAGUGUACUGAUUUUUAGUUCUCGUUAGGUACUUUGUGGUGCUGCUGUUCAAGUUUCCAUACAAAAUUUGACAUUGUCAUUUUGCACUCGCAAACUAUUUGAAUUAGAUAAUGGAUCAUGCUAGGUGUACAGGGAGGCCUACUUUAAUUCAACGAAAAGCGAAAUAUCGAUAGAAACUUUGCACGUUUCCUAGUUCCUAUGUUUCUUAUUCGCAAUAAUAUUCUUUUACCUGACAAUACAGUUAGAUUUUUUAGAUUAUCUUAGCUAAGCCAAAUAAAAAUAAUAGGUACAAAUAAAUAUAACCUCUAAAUGAAGUAAUUAAAUUUCGUUUGAACUUCGUUACCGAAAGUUCAUUUCAGAGAAAGACUACCAUGACUUCUUUUACAAUACAAUACAAUACAUUACAAAACACUUUAUUGCACACCACAGAAAACAUUACAAUAUAUACAGAGCCGUUUAAAUCAGGUGUUACAAUGGGCGGCCUUCAAGCGAUCUCUUCCAGACAACCUUUGGAUGGAGAGGAUUAGAAGGAAGUGGGAGAGACGGCGGCGUAAAUUUCAAUGCAAUUUAUUAAUAUAUACAUACACAAAAACAAAUAGACAUAUAUUUUAUAUUUAUAAACAUAUACAUACAAAUACAUACGCAAAUCUAGUCCAGUCGGUAGAAAUUACAAAAGAGAUUAUAAUACAACAAUUUCACAAAUACAUAUAAUGGGACUUCACGAGAUUCUUAAAAAUGUGGAUCAAUUUCGCACGUCGUAUCGAAACUGGGAGAUAAUUCCACAGCUGAACGGCUCGAACUGCAAAUGAGUGACUGUAAAAAGUUGUACUGUGUACAGGAGUCAUGAGGGUAAGAUUUUCGUUAAGAAGAACGACUGGAACCACCAAAAUACUAAUAAAAGACAGUUUCAAAUCGAUUUGAUUUACAACGUUUCUAUUUUAUACCACGCAAUGGUAAUAGUUGUACCUAUAAGUGUCCCGAAAUAUUAUUCGCUUUUAUAGGAAAUUUCUAGGUAGGUAUUUAAUGAUAUAUCAGUUAAAAGGCGUAAUGCCUGAAUGCAAAAAAAAUCGAUCAAUAAGUUCAGCCUAUUGAUCGAUCAAUAACGUCGAUAUUUCCCAAUCUCGACACAUUGUAAAGUAGUUGCAUAAGCACAAGUACAUUACUCGUAUUUUAUUGGUCUUAAUUUUAUUUGUAAGGCUCUGACGAAAUUGACGGAAACUUUGUAUGCAUUUAGCAGAAGUUCGUCGUUUAGUAGAAAGCGCUUCUAGUUUAGUAGUGAAUUUCUGGACUGUAGCGCAGUUAAAAAUAACCGUUGUUUAGUGGUGUUCCAAAUGUAAUUCUGUUGGCGUUUAUUGCGUUACAUUGAGCCCACUCAAACAAUCAACACAAAAUCAAAUACACAGCUAGCGACCACAAAUCUGAAAAUUCUGAAAUGAUAAAACUGAGUUUUGUUUUCGUUGCAAACAACGGUGAUUGCAGCUGAUGUGAGGGGAGGGGUGGGGUGAGUGACUUCCCCCCGCCCUUCAAUCGACCGACAAACGAGGCCAUAUAAGAAUUAAAUUAAAAUCUCGUACGGACAUUGUUUCACGUUUCACCACUGAUUGAAGGGCAAACAUUCGGAAUUCGAUGGUGUUACACUUUGAUAUAGAAUAGGUAAGAAAAAAAAAUCCUUUACUUCUACUAUCUACUUAUAACGUCACAAUAUACAAUUACAUACAAUAAUUUACAUAAUAUAAAAGCUUGUCGCCAACUUUAAGUAGGUAGGUUUCAAUCUUAAUUUGAAAAUCAAAUCAAGUUUCGUUUAUGUACAGAGGUAAAUCUCGCGACAAUCUUUUAUAUUACAUAAAUUGUGUAAUGACGUUAUAAGUUGAUAGUAAAAGUUUUAAACGAAACGUUUAUUUGAUUGUUUUUAGCGCAUUUAUAAAAGUUUGCUUUUUUAAUUUCUUUAAAUUCAUUUUUUAUUUUUUUUCCAAAUUUCCAGAGAGCAGUAGAGGGUUCACAUGUCAGCACUCAUGUAACUGAAGCUGCAUUCAGUUUUGCAUUUUGCGUCGAGGUGUCAAUGAAACUCGACGUCGAUCGCGCUAACUGUGAAACGACUGAAACGAAAACGAACCGCAACUUUUUAUGACAUUUCGUAACGUGCUAAAGUUUUGACAGCUAGUUGAGAUGUAAACGUCUCUCGAUUGGACCGUACUCCAUUGAACUUCAGUCAAAAACAUAAAGUAGAUUUCAGUUGACAAGUGAAAAUUAGCGUGAUUACAGAUUUCGUAUAAAGUUGAGCUUCAUUUAGAAUUGAACUAAGCUGGACCACAAUUGAACUUUGGCCUGCAGGACUUUGCUUUGAAACCGAUAGCAGCUGAAAUAAGGCAAGCGAAAUUGCGCGUCUCAUAACUCAAUAAAUUGAGCUUGUUUGGCUUCGCCCUAGCCCUAUCAAGAAUAAAUAAUUAAGAAAGAUGUCUCAUAGUUGACGUUGCUAACGCCAUACUUAGGCCGUAUACAGAAAGAAAGCCGAAAGCCGAUCGGCGCCGAUCAGCGCCGGUCGCUGAUCCUUUUUCUAUGGACCGGCGCCGAUAAGCGCCGACAUGCGCUGGUCCGAAUAAUAAAUAAUUUGUAUUUGAAUUAUUAUCCUUAGAUUAAAUCAAUCUAAGUUAUAAUCUUUUUAUAAAUCUAAUAACUUUAUCUUUUAUUAACUAAGCGCUAAAAUUAUUUGUUUCGUACUUACCGAAUGGUGACAACAAGUCUUUCUUUUGGAAGGAUUGGUUGUUUAUGCCAAUUGCCCCAAUUUUUCAUCAAGCGGUUUUUCACUAAAUCCAAAAUGUAAUAAAAUGUUUCUUGAAUCAUUCUUGUAUAUGUAUAAAAUCUUUGUUCAUCAAAUUUAAUUUUUUUUACAAAUAAAUGAUGGUAUUCUCCGAAACGUUUCCUUUCUCUAUUUAUAGGAUGUAUAGCUGUUUUUCGCAUUUUUAAAUAAACAUUUUCUAACAAAACCAAAUCAUCGUCCGAUGAGUCCGACAUUUUGCUUGAUCUGCUUUAAUCGGCUUCCUUUAUGUAGGAAGGAUCGGCGCCGAUAAGCGCCGAUCGGCGCCGAUCGGCUUUCGGCUUUCUUUCUGUAUACGGCCAUAGAGACAUCAAUUAAUCUUAUCGACGACCUGCGUGGCCGAGUACGCGGGUUUCAAGGUGUCGCCUACUGUCUGAGAAGUCCCGGGUCCCGGUGGGGGCAGAUGUUAUGUGAUGAAAACGAGCAUUUGUACUCCAGUCAUGGUUAUGAUAGUCAUGUUUAAUAUGUAUUUCUAUAAUAAAUAUACUUAUAUAAUGUAUUCUAUGCCGUUACCUUAGUAUCUCAUAACACGAGCCUGCUUCCUUUGGGGCUAGGCUAAUUGGUGUGAGUGUUGGAAAUAAUUAUUUAUUUAUUCUUCUUCUUCUUCUUGCAAAAUGGAGAUGCACUUUGUGGAUUACGCAAGUUUAGUGUGCCUAAAGUGUACGUAGUCACUUUCUGUGUGAUAACAAGAAAAUGAAGACAUCACGUCACUUGUGUCUUUGAAAUCCGCUACUUAUAAUUAUAAGCAGAGUACUUUCGCUCUUCUUUCAGGCCUAUUUAAAAUAUUAAAGAUUUCGUCGUGUGUGCGUGGAUUCACUACCUAAUGCUAAACGAAUACAAAUUCUGUAAGUACCUACUUGUGUACUGAUUACAGUUUAGCAAAUCACUUCACUUCGGCCUGCGCAGACGAAGGACUUUUGUGCGCGGAGGACAACAGUCCCUGAAUCGUAAAGAAAAUAUCCGUCGCGGACUUGUCACGGACGUGUGACCAUUUGUCCACCGAAAUUUUAGUAUAGCCCACGCUGCCAUAGUUAAUAUUCUAAGAUUGUGUUGUACCUAUACCUAUUGUAUUUGACGUGAAGCUUCAGAGAAAAGCAGACGUUUUAAUAGUACAUUACGAUACGCGUGACCUAAGUUGCCUAUUACUGCACGGCGUGAAGUUAGCGCCCGAGCGGAGCGAGGGUGCUAAACGCCGUGCAGUAAUAGACAACUGAGGCCACAAGUAUCGUAUACUAUUUUAUAGCAAGUGUGACAUAAACCCGCCCCGGACGCGGGCAAGAGGGGGGGUUAGUGUUUUGAAAGUAAAAUUCAUUAUUGCAAUCACAAAGAAUUGCAAUACAGACUGCAAGUCAAACUCUGAAAAGAAAGAAUUCCGGUUCAGAUUACCAUUUUGAAAGUAUAUUUCAAAAGGAAAAAAUCAAAUAUCAUUACAACAAAAUAGAAUUUCAAUGUAUCCAUGAACGUUUAUUCCUUGAUUGGCAUAACAAUAUAUUAAACUACGGGAAUGAGCUUUAUUUUUUGUACUCGUAUAAUUCAAACAAGAAUUCCUAACAUAUCGCUAAUUUGUCAUAUGUUUGCUGUGAGUUUUUAAGCUCCAAAUGACAUUUAAAUGUGUUUCCUUUUAUUUUUUCUACAUGAGUGAAGUUGGUCAAUUCAUUUACACACCGUGCAGAAAUAGGCAACUUAGGUCACGGAAAAGCGUGCGUAAAGUGCGGGUUUAGGUCACACUGUGCUAUAAAAGAUAAUACUGGGUCCACCUCUUCCGGAUCGCAACGUAUAAAUAAAGUUCUCUGUUUGCAUUGCUGUGCCUACAUAGUCACUGUACAAAUAAGCAUUAAAAAUAUGUAUGAGUAGUAGUUAUAACAUCUGCCACUAGAUGGCGUUGUACCGAUAUGAAAGGUUGUUUUAUUUAAGUAUAAUAAGUCAUUGAGAACGGAUUAAUCUCUCUUGUUUCGCCCUGGACACAGUUUUGUUUUUAUUUUAUCUACUAUUCAAAAGGAAAAAGCGCAGGAAACUUUUUAAUUUUUUUGUGGGAUCUGUACAUUCACAUUAGUUUUAUUUUUUUCGAGGACUACCGCGUACUUUUAUCUCGCGGCGUCCUCGGUUGUUCGAGAGAUUUUUUGUACGCGGCAUUUUUAAUCUGUCAUGUGCCUUAUUCGAUGUAAGCGAUCUAUUUUGGUGGACAAAAAGUCCGUGGACAAAAGUCCCUCGUCUGCGCAGGGAUCUAAAAUUGUUUUUGUUUUAUAAUCUUAUAAAACUCGACAACGGCUGGACCGUUUACCUGAUUUUGGUCCUGAAAUGUGUGCCGUAGUCCAGCUUAAACGGUAAGAGAAUAAAUGGAAAAAUUGCGAGGAAGAUAGUAAAAACAACAAAACUAUUUUCUCAUACAAACUGAUCUACCUAAUUUUUUGUCAAACAUUUGACGUUCGUCUCUUCGAUACGGUAGACUCUGGUCUUUUGAAAAACUUUGGUGCAAGUGAGCUCUAUAUUUUAAUUUCAAAUUAUCAAGAGACACCUGGAGAAUUUUUCCCAUACCACGUAUUCGUUCGUUCACAGUAAACGUAUAUUGUAGUGCUAUGCUUUCUGACGCAGUAGUUGUCUGGUGUCUUUGUAAGAUGGCGCUAUUCUCAUAUAUUUCAUCAUAGCAUCUCUUGUUAAAUUAUCAUUUUCAAAAACUAUAUUUACGUUUAAUUAUCAGAAAUAACUUCAAAUUUUGAAUUAAUAAAUUAUUUAAUUCGUUCAUUAAUGAGAAAUUUAUUAACCCACAUUCACCUCCUUAACAAUAAACGAAGACUAAGCUUGGAUUAUUUACUCUAUGUUUUGUAUCGGUUGAUUGAAUGACAAAUGGUAUUUGAGAACAAACGAACAAAACACGGUGUAACUAGUCUUACUUAGCUUAUUCCUUGUUUAUUAAUAAGGAUGUAUGUCAAUGUAUGCAAUAAAAGUAAAAACAUUUUAAAAUUACCUACUCAAUUAUAUUAUCAUAUACCUAGAUAGGUACCAAUCGUUAGAUUUUAUAAUUCGUUUUACAGGUUUUUUUAGUUAAAAACUUUUGCCUGCGGCUUCGCUCGCGUUAGAUUAACCGCGCAUUCUUGGUGCUCCAUACAAACUUUGAACCACUGUUUUGUCCUUUUAAGUAGGGGGUGAUUUUUGGCAAAUACUUUCAAAGCGCAUGCCUACAUCAUAAUGGAUAUAUGUGGUCCAAAUUUCGCCAAUCUGUUUAUUGAUUUGAUCGAUUGAUAGAGAUCUGAGGGGCUCAAUGGCGUGGGUGGUUAGUGCGUUCGGCUGAGAUCGUUGAAGUUAAGCAACUUUCGCAGUGGUCGGUCAUAGGAUGGGUGGCCAAAAAUCUUCUAUCUCGAGUUCCUCCGUGCUUCGGAAGGCACGUUAAGCCGUUGGUCCCGGCUGAAUCUGCAGUCGUUAGCAUCCGCCAAUCCGCACUGGGCCCGCGAGGUGGGUCAUGGUCCAAUCUCCCUUUUCCAUCCAUAGGGAAGGCCUGUGCCCCAGCAAUGGGGACAUUAAUAGGCGGAUGAUGAUGAUUGAUAGAGCAGCCAGUAACGGUUACCUUUUAUUAUUCAGAAGAUAAAUUAAAAAUAAUAAUUAUUUAACACUACGCAGAGUGUAAGUAACCAGCAUUAAUUUAACUAUAAAAAA